Messenger RNA from Parnassius apollo (apollo), 708 nucleotides. The record is from the annotation of a GenBank genome assembly. NCBI's taxonomy places the organism in Eukaryota, Metazoa, Arthropoda, Insecta, Lepidoptera, Papilionidae.
UUGGCACCCUCCGAGCUGCUGAUCGAAGCCUCUAACCAGCGUGCGCGGUUUGCUCUGGUGCAGGAGCCAUACGUCGGCGGAACAGGGCGUGUGAAGAGUCAAAAUGGGAUCAGAGUCUUCCAGUAUGCGGACCAUGGAAGUGGGACUGUAAAGGUCGCGAUCAUAGUUUUUGACGCGGACCUUCACAUAACACAGUACCCGAAACUCACCACGACCAACAUCGCAGUGGUGGGGAUCCGAGUCCGCAACUGGGAGAUCAUCCUGGUUUCAUUUUACUUUGAGCCCGACCUGCCGAUGGACUCGUACCUGGCACACCUGCGCCGGGUGCAGCGCGAGACAGGAGCUCGGAGUGUUAUAAUUGGCGGCGACUCCAAUGCCAAGAGCGUCUGGUGGGGGAGUCCCGUGACAGAUCGCCGCGGCGAGGAACUGCACGGCUCACUGGAGGACCUCGGGCUCUGCAUCCUGAACCGAGGGGAAACCCCUACAUUUGACACUAUCCGGGGCGGCGUAAGGUACAGCAGUUAUGUUGAUAUAACUGCCGUAUCGCCGAACCUAUAUAGCUUGGUGGACGACUGGCGCGUGCGCGAGAACCUGACCAGCUCGGACCACAAUGGCAUAUCCUACACAUUAACGACAAGGCACAUCAACAAGAAUUUCAUCAAGCACACCACAAGAAUAUAUUACACUAAACACGCAAAUUAUCAAUAG